AUGAUUAUAAUCACGACAAUCGGCAAUAAUGCCGUAUCCUCCGUGCUCAGGGGCCGUGUUGUAGACACGCCCUUUGCAGGCUUUUAUUUACAAACAAUUAUCAAUUUUGGGGCUCAUCUGAAUAUAGGGGCCUUCGUUUGCUCGAGUCUCCUUACAAAUCAAUGCAUUUAGUUCCACCACAUUCGUAUUCCACACAACUGAUCGUUCCGAAGAUAUGAAUGCACCCAAAACAAACCAUGCUGAUUGUGUCAGAAUGUUAAAGUCUACAAUUCCGAUAUAAACUGAGUGUUUUUGGGGCUCAAGCUUCAUUUGAGGAUCGCUUUUUAAACUACAACCACGCUGGAACUAAUGGAACUGGAAAACAUUGUGGCCAACACAGUCUAUCUGAAGGCAAGGGAAGGUGGAUCUGAUAAUAAUAAGGGAAAAAGUAAAAAGUGGAAGAAAAUCCUGCAAUUUCCUCAUAUAUCCCAAUGUCUGGAACUAGUUAGUAAAAUAGAUUUUAAGUAUGAAUAUGUUGUGGAACAACAGCCUAUUGGCAAGACGCUGUUCGGCCAGUGGUGUGAGCUGAAAGGUACACAGUAUCACUGCUUCUUCUUGCUUCUCGAUGUUGAAAUCGAGUCGGAUGACCAGCGACACGAUCUAGUUUCCGUAAUUAAGCAAGGCUUGCAGCAAUUCCGUGAUCUUCCUCCACAGAAAACCUCAGCCUUAUUUCCUGAUACUGAUAAGCUGUUUCUGGAAGGAGAACAAUUGGAAAAUGGCCCUGGCAAAGACCUUUUCCACACUUCCAUUCAGGCAGUAAGAACGUAUCUAGCAGGGGAACCUUUUGAAGAAUUCACUAAAUCCAUGUACUUUCAUCGCUACUUGCAAUGGAAGUGGCUCGAAUCUCAGCCGGUUACGCACAAGACUUUUAGAAUGUACCGCGUGUUGGGCAAAGGCGGUUUUGGGGAAGUUUGCGCCUGCCAGGUGCGGGCGACUGGCAAAAUGUACGCUUGCAAAAAGCUGGAAAAGAAGCGCAUAAAAAAGCGCAAAGGUGAAGCCAUGGUGCUGAUUGAAAAACAGAUUCUGGAGAAGAUCAACUCACGAUUUGUCGUCAAUCUUACCUACGCAUAUGAGACGAAAGACGCUUUGUGUUUGGUGUUAACUAUUAUGAGCGGGGGCGAUUUGAAAUUUCACAUCUACAAUAUGGGAGGCGAGCCAGGCCUGGAUAUUAACCGAACUCGAUUCUACGCUGCUGAGGUGGUUUGUGGAGUGGAACACUUGCAUAGGCAGGGGAUUGUAUACCGAGACUGUAAGCCGGAGAACAUUCUGUUGGAUGAUAAUGGUCAUGUACGCAUUUCAGACCUGGGAUUAGCCAUCGUCUUGCCAGAAGGAGAGUCGGUGCGCGGUAGAGUUGGCACUGUAGGCUAUAUGGCUCCGGAAGUAAUCGACAAUGAGCGCUACAGUUUCAGUCCUGAUUGGUUUAGCUUUGGCUGCUUGGUCUAUGAAAUGAUCGAGGGGCAGGCUCCUUUCAGGGCCCGCAGAGAGAAAGUGAAACGCGAAGAAGUCGACAGGAGAGUGAAAGUGGAGCCAGAAAGAUACUCAAAUAAAUUCACCGAAGACUCAAAAUCAUUUUGCCAACAAUUGCUUACCAAAAACGCCACAGAUCGACUGGGCGGUAAAGCGGAUCGCCACGGCGCUUUGCAGGUCAAACAACACGCAUUUUUCCAGACCAUCAACUGGAGACGGCUGGAGGCAGGAAUCAUUGAUCCACCCUUUGUGCCAGAUCCUCAUGCGGUUUACGCGAAGGACGUCCUUGAUAUAGAGCAGUUUUCCACGGUGAAAGGUGUUAAUAUUGACGAGAGUGAUUCGUCGUUCUACUCGAAAUUCAACACGGGGUGCGUCUCAAUCCCGUGGCAAACAGAGAUUAUUGAGACAGAUUGUUACCGCCAAUUGAAUGUGUUUGGACCCAACAAUACCAGAUCUCCAGAUCUGGUUCUCGAACCGGCACCUCAAGCUAAGAGCGGCGAUUGUUUCCCAUUCCGGCGGAAGAAAAAGCAAAUUCCUCGAAAUCAGCCAGUACCUAUCAAUUCGUCAUUACUAUCCUCAGUGUCAUAGACUUUCUUUUCUCAUGAUUGUGUAAUCAUAGUGCUUUUAAUUUGUGUAGUUCCUUUGUUCAUCAUUGUCUUUCUAUCUAAGCCACCAAUAAAUUUGUACAUAAAAACGUG
This is a messenger RNA of Dendroctonus ponderosae (mountain pine beetle), 2204 nucleotides long. RefSeq names its product G protein-coupled receptor kinase 2 (gene Gprk2). The transcript has 10 exons. Gene Ontology annotation, molecular function: ATP binding; G protein-coupled receptor kinase activity. Gene Ontology annotation, biological process: protein phosphorylation; regulation of signal transduction; signal transduction. The record is from RefSeq and is a predicted model, not a curated record. Gene Ontology annotation, cellular component: cytoplasm. The coding region runs from base 349 to 2094 and encodes 581 amino acids. NCBI's taxonomy places the organism in Eukaryota, Metazoa, Arthropoda, Insecta, Coleoptera, Curculionidae.